Molecule: messenger RNA, 1935 nt
Organism: Glycine soja
Lineage: Eukaryota; Viridiplantae; Streptophyta; Magnoliopsida; Fabales; Fabaceae
Product: AT-hook motif nuclear-localized protein 6-like
Exons: 5
Coding region: 462-1496 (344 amino acids)
Molecular function (GO): minor groove of adenine-thymine-rich DNA binding
Source: RefSeq, a predicted model, not a curated record
UUUCCUGCAAAACCCUAAUUUCAUAUUUCACUCUGGAGAAUUUGUGAACCAGAAUUUUUGUUUUUCUCUGUAAUUGUAGAAUUUUUAUUUUCAAAAAUUUUGUGUUAUUAUUUUUUUUUGAAGCUCUUUCCGCUCUCUGCAAUGGUGGAGAUUUGAGUUACUGUGUCGCGUCUUUCUCGGAGUUCAAAAUUCUGCUUCUGGGUUUUCGUCAUUUCAGACAAAAGUUUCUAUUUUUGAAGUUUUUUCUGUGCAGUUACAACUUUUUCUGUGCUCAAACAUCACUGUACUGUUUCUGGGUACGUCAGUUCUGCAUUCAAGUACAUUUGUCUCCACUGAGUUAAAAAAAAAUCAAUAUUUUCCGCUGUUUUUGAGUUUGUUAAUGCUUGAAUCUUCAAUGGGUAGGGUUUAAGCGAGUUUUAAGGUUUUGGGGUGUCCUAAUUUUUCUUUGAUUCGCACAAAAAAUGGAGGAAAGAGAGAUUUUUAGUUCUGGGCAUGCUGUUAAGGUUGUCGAGGCCCCCCAGAGCUUCCACGUAGCACUAAACUCCGUGCAGUUUUCCGGGCCCACAGUGGAGUCACCGGUGCCUUCUCCAGUUCCGGCAUCGGCACCGGCACCGGCGCCGGUGAGUGCUUCGGUGAUGAAUUCAGGUAGUACGGAAGGGAAGAAGAAGAGGGGCAGGCCUAGGAAGUAUGGACCGGACGGCAAGGUGGCGCUGUCGCCGAUGCCGAUAUCGGCGUCGAUUCCGUUGACCGGAGACUUCUCAGCCUGGAAAAGGGGAAGAGGGAAGCCACUUGAAUCAAUCAAGAAGUCUUUUAAGUUUUAUGAAGCUGGAGGUGCAGGACCAGGUGAUGGAAUUGCAUACUCAGUUGGUGCCAAUUUCACACCUCACAUCCUUACAGUAAAUGAAGGCGAGGAUGUUACUAUGAAGAUUAUGUCCUUCUCUCAACAAGGAUGUCAAGCAAUUUGCAUUCUGUCUGCAAAUGGCACAAUUUCAAAUGUUACACUACGCCAACCAACUUCUUCUGGUGGUACUUUAACAUAUGAGGGGCGUUUUGAAAUUCUCUCCUUGUCUGGUUCAUAUAUAACAACUGAGAAUGGAUUAACAAAGAGCAGAUCUGGUGGGAUGAGCAUCUCUUUGGCCGCUCCAGAUGGUCGAGUAAUGGGGGGUGGAUUGGCUGGUUUGCUGGUAGCUGCAGGUCCUGUGCAGGUUGUUGUGGCUAGUUUUGUUCCUGGUCAUCAGCUGGAGCAACAGAAACCAAAGAAGCCGAGAGUGGAGCAUAUAUCAAUGGCUGCUCCGACGUAUGUCAACCCUACUUCUGCUGAAGAAAUAAGAAUUGGUCUUGGUGGAGUAAAGCCAAUCAUGACACCGGCUGCUUUUCAAGUGCACCACAUUUUUGGCAAUGGUCAAAGCUCUGGGAACUCAGCUUCUGAUGAUUCAGCUCCUUUCCCUGAAAACGAGUCCAACCCUAGCCAUGCAGAUGCUGGAGUUGCAUGCUAAACAUUGUUUCCUGUCAAGUAUUUGGUGUUCUACAGAGUCAAACCCCAUUUAGGCUCAUGCUUGACUGAUGCUGACAAUUAACAUGACAAAAGUCUUAUAGUGGGAUGGAUGAGUAUCAGGUUGGUUUUGACUUGAGAAAUUGUUCUCUUUGGUGCUAGGUAUUAUUAGUGUUAGGAAAUCUACUUUUUAGCUUUCCAUGUUUCUCUUUGGUGUUAUCUAAUAUUGUUUAUUGAGUUGUAGCAGUUAGAUGUAGGAUAUAUGUUAUGCCACGUUCUUAUUAGAUUUUAUAGAUUGUUUGAAAUGAGUGCAUGUGGGUGCUUUCUAAACUGUAACCUAACGAUAUUAUUUCUUGUGAAGGAGGAAAUUGCAUUUUAGCACUUAUUUGUUAUUUUCUCCUUAUUUUCCGUUACCUAAAUACAAUGAUAUCUGGUUGAUUUUA